Rhea pennata is the source of this 2086-nucleotide messenger RNA. RefSeq names its product SET and MYND domain containing 3 (gene SMYD3). Gene Ontology annotation, cellular component: nucleus. The transcript is spliced from 12 exons. The coding region runs from base 26 to 1312 and encodes 428 amino acids. The record is from RefSeq and is a predicted model, not a curated record. NCBI's taxonomy places the organism in Eukaryota, Metazoa, Chordata, Aves, Rheiformes, Rheidae. Gene Ontology annotation, molecular function: histone methyltransferase activity; protein binding.
GCCGCGGCCCUGGGCGGGAGGCGCGAUGGUGCCGGCGGCGCUGCAGAAGUUCCCGAGCCCGGGCAAGGGCAACGGCCUCCGCUCCCUCCGGCGGCUGCCGCCCGGAGAGCUGCUCUACCGCGCCGAGCCCUUCGCCUACGUCGUCGCCAAGGAGCAGCUGGGCGGUGUCUGCGAGCGCUGCCUGCGCAGGAAUGAACAUCUGUACAGAUGCUCUCAGUGCAAGGUUGCUAAAUACUGCAGUAAAUCCUGUCAGAAAGAAGCGUGGCAGGACCACAAGCAGGAAUGCAAGUGUCUUAAGAGCAUUGAGCCUAAUUUUCCUCCAGACUCGGUCAGGCUUGCUGGCAGGAUUGUUUUUAAACUGCUUAGACAACCAGUAUGCAUUUCAGAGAAGCUCUACUCUUUUUCUGAUCUUCAGUCAAAUACUGAGCAGCUAAGUGAAGAAAUGAAAGAAGGCCUCAGGCACCUUGCACUGACAUUGCAGCUGUAUUUGAAAGCAGAGAUCCAGGAUGCCUCUCAGCUGCCACCUGCAAUUGACUUUUUUCAGAUCUUCACAAAAGUGACUUGUAACUGUUUCACCAUCAGUAAUGGAGAGAUGCAGGAUGUUGGUGUUGGCCUGUAUCCCAGCAUGUCUUUACUGAAUCACAGUUGUGACCCAAACUGCGUGAUCAUUUCUGAAGGAUACCAGCUUUUACUUCGCUCCAUCCGAGAGAUCCAGAUCGGGGAAGAGCUCACGAUCUGCUAUAUUGAAUCACUGAUGCCCACCAGUGAACGCCAAAAGCACCUGAUGCGCCAGUACAGCUUUGAAUGUGACUGUCUUCUCUGCCAGAAUCGAGACAAGGAUGCUGAGAAACUGGCAGGUGAAGAGCAUGCCUGGAAAGAAGUCAAAGAUGCUGUAAAUCAAGUGAGAUAUCCAAAAUCAAAAGAAGAGUGGGAGCAGAUUCUGGCAAGAUGCCGGAAACUCUUAAGGAGCCAUGCAGGUUGUCUUCCAGACACAAAUAUCUAUCAGCUGAAAAUGCUUGACUGUGCCAUGGAUGCCUGUAUUAACCUUGGAUCCUGGAAAGAAGCUUUGAAUUAUGGCAACAGGACUCUCGAACCGUACAGACUGUAUUAUCCCGGUUUUCAUCCGCUAAGGGCUGUCCAGCUGAUGCGAGUGGGCAAGCUGCAGUAUAGUCAAGACAUGUUCCCUCAAGCCCUGAAGACCUUGAAACAGGCUUAUAACAUUAUGAAGGUGACCCAUGGAGCAGAUCACACACUGAUGCAAGCCUUGAUGGAACUAAAGGAACAGUGUGAGGCCGUCAUGAGAGUGCAGUGAAGAAAAGCUGCUGUCUAGAAUACAAGAUAUUCAAGAGAAAAGGAAAGCCAAUGCUUUUUAUUGCAUUGGAAAGCUUCUUGUUGAUUUUGGAGUCUUUUCAUCAGGCCCUACUUGCUUUACAGAAAUGUGUAAUGUUUAUUAGUUUUGCUGUAUGGUCUUCUGAACUGAAUUCAUGUUUUGAGGAAUAUCUGCCACUUUCAGAAGGAUUUUUACUACUGUGAGGCAAAUUGGCAGUGGGUAAGUCUUAAUAUUUUAUCAUAAUAACGUAAAGGUAAAAAUGUACACUUACAAAUAUGGACAGAAAUAAUCAUACUCUUUUUUGUUCAAUAACCAAAACCUCUGAUGCAAAUACCUCUGAAUAUAGGGAAAAAGAUUGGACUUGAAUUCCAAUGUGAUAUUUGGCUAAACUUCCUAUUGGGCUUCUCCCAUGCUCUUUUAGAUAUGUAUUUCUCUAUCUGCACUAGCUCUGAAAUUAUCAUGAAGUCUCACCUUACUGGAUGUCUUAUGUCUCAAUUUACUAGAAAACAUGUUAAGAGUUUUUCCUACCAAAUACCUCAUCAAUAAAUCGAUAAUAAAUAUUGGGAAGUGUGUGCUAGAUCGUUAUCUGUUGCAAAAUAGUAUAAUUCCAUUGAGAUCAGCAGUCAAUUUUUUAAGUCAGUUUACUGCAAGACAGAGAGAGAGAGAGAGCAUAUUUGACUUAUUAUUAGGUGUUUUUUUCCAAAAGCCUGAUCCAGUGCUCUUUGAUAUCAAAUAAAAGCUUUCCAAUGCUUUAAA